AUGCUUCCUCCUUGCCCGGCGCGUUUCACUACGCGCAAGGCUGCCAUCCUCGAGCUCCUCGGACGGCCCGACGACGACUACACCGAUGCAUCGCCUAAGGGAGCCAUUGAUGAGGGUAUUCGGCCAUUGAUCGAUGAGAUUAAUAAGCUGGACGGUUUUGUAACGACGAGUAGUUGUGCCGGCCGCGUGGCUGUUUUUCUUGAGGGCCGGAAGGGAGCAGCACUACCUGUGGAUGAGCGAACGGCACCAGCCACGACGGCGCCGGCAUCCACAAUCGCGUCAGCGGGCGGAAAGGGCGGCGGAGGCAAGUGGCUGUUUGUCUCGCACGAUCCGUUGGUGAAUGGCGUCGCUGCAGACAGCACAAGCCCACCACAACACAGCAACUACAGCGGCACGGACUGGGCCAACGUAUUUGGGCUGGAGAUAAAUGAGGCAGCAGUACGGGUAGACGAAAACACUGUCCAGGACGAUGUUGGGCAGGAUGAGGAGCGUCUUGUGCACUUCAAGUUUGAGCCAAUGAUCCUCCAUGUCUUAACGGCUUCUCUUGAGCAUGCCCAGCUGCUCCUACGCUGCGCAUCGGCAGCAGGGUUCCGUGAGAGCGGCGCCGUCAGCAUUGUCCCACAACCUCUUCCACUGGCAGGGAAGAGUCCUGUCGGAGCCGGCGAGGAGGAGGACGACAACCCGUCGAUGCCCAUUGUCGCUGUGAGGUCCAUGGGCCUGGCAUUGGCCUCGGUAAUUGGUAUUUGUCGAUCCGACAAGGCAACACACGAGAAAUCUGAAUCUGCUCACUGCAUUGUGACGCCGAAUUAUUUAGCCCGGCUGGCACGCGUGGCCGACGAGCGGUUUGCGGUCAACCGGACACGGACGGAGCGGUUCCAGGCCGCUUUGGUGGAGGCAAUUCAGAAAGAGGAAAGAGAAGAGUUGGCCGCGAGGACAGGAACGGCGGCAUUAAAAAAGAGGGAUGAGAACUGGGAAGACGCAGAGACACGGCGGCUACGCAAAAAGGAAGAAGGACUGCGGCGACAGGCUGCCCUGAAAGAGCAGGAGGCAGAAUCGGCGCAAACAGACGGGCAAACAGACGGUACGGAAGACUCAUUAGGAGAGGACUCCUAUGAUAGCACCGUCCUAACUUGA
Sporothrix brasiliensis 5110 is the source of this 1134-nucleotide messenger RNA. RefSeq lists its product as uncharacterized. Gene Ontology annotation, cellular component: cytoplasm. The transcript has 2 exons. The record is from RefSeq and is a predicted model, not a curated record. NCBI's taxonomy places the organism in Eukaryota, Fungi, Ascomycota, Sordariomycetes, Ophiostomatales, Ophiostomataceae. Gene Ontology annotation, molecular function: tRNA methyltransferase activity. Bases 1 to 1134 code for a protein of 377 amino acids. Gene Ontology annotation, biological process: tRNA methylation.